Molecule: messenger RNA, 962 nt
Organism: Melanaphis sacchari
Lineage: Eukaryota; Metazoa; Arthropoda; Insecta; Hemiptera; Aphididae
Product: probable multidrug resistance-associated protein lethal(2)03659
Exons: 7
Biological process (GO): transmembrane transport
Cellular component (GO): membrane
Molecular function (GO): ABC-type transporter activity; ATP binding
Source: RefSeq, a predicted model, not a curated record
AUUCGUUAACUGCAUGUAAAAAAUGACAUAAAUCUGAAAUAUAUCUAUUUUGAUCAUCGUUUAUAAAAUACGCUAAACAUCUUAUGGGAUUUUAAGAAUCGAUUAUCGAAUAACUUAGAUAGUAAUUUGAAAGGUAAAAAAUGGACGCUGCGGGAAAUAAAGAAAAACAACUACCAAAUCCUCGAGCUAGAGCAAAUAUCUUCGAAAUUCUUACAUUUAGCUGGAUUUUAAACCUAUUUAAAACAGGACAAAAGAAAUGUUUGGAAAACAAUGAUAUGUACGCUCCACUUGAUGAUGACAAAUCUUCAUUGUUAGGGUUAAAACUCGAAGAAAAAUGGAAAAUCGAGAUCGCUGAUGCAAAAAUUACAAAUCGGGAACCUAGAUUAUCAAGAGUUAUAUUUCGAAUGUUUAGUGGAAAAAUCUUAUUUAAUGGAAUAGUAGUACUGUUCACUGAAAUAGUAUUAAGAAUGACUCAACCUUUACUCAUUGGAGGGCUGUUAACAUAUUUCAUCCACGACGGGUCAAAUAUCAAAGACUCGAAAUAUGCAUACAUAUAUGCAUCUGGUUUGUUGCUAAACAUGUUAGCUAAUAUAAUAUUGUUUCAUCAUUCGCAAUUGGGAAUGGGACACCUCGGAAUGAAGAUUCGAGUUGCUUGCUGUUCAAUGAUUUAUAAAAAGGCAUUAAAAUUAAGUAGAGCUUCUCUAUGUGAAACUACAAUCGGCCAAGUGAUAAAUUUGAUAUCAAAUGACGUAAACCGAUUCGACAUAGCAUUUCUUUUUGUUCAAUAUUUAUGGGUCGGGCCCUUGCAAACUAUUUUGGUCACCUAUUUUCUGUGGCAAGAAAUAGGUGUAUCAUCAAUAAUUGGAGUAACUGCAUUUCUUGCGGUUAUCCCGUUACAAGGGUGGUUGGGGAAAAAGAUAUCGGACUAUCGAUCAAAAACAGCACCUAGAACUGAUGAAAGA